AUGAUCGCGCCCACUCGCCCCAUGCAACUGCGGCAGUUUACCCCCAAAGACUUUGAGGAGGUCGUCACCUUGUGGAGCGGCUAUACUACCCGUGAUCUCAUCGUCGAGUCUCCCUUCUACACCAAGACAACCAUCGUAGUCGAUCCUCGCGCGAAGGCUCAGUUCCCCGAGAAGAGGGAGAUCACCGAGCGUGUUGUGCACGCCGUACACCCGAUUCCUCGUAAGCAGCUUCAGAAUCUGGGACCAGUCUGCCUGCACAACCUAGGCGCGGGAUUGGAGGAGGAGCGAUGGGAUGUCAACAGGUCUCCCGAGUUUAACGAUCGCGUGCAGGAAACCCUGGCUCGCAUUGACGACGCGUUGGAGUUCAUUUUCCGUGUUCAUUUGCCGGGUACUCGGAUUUUCAGCGGAAGACAGCCUUCUGUGUCGUAA
Alternaria infectoria is the source of this 429-nucleotide messenger RNA. RefSeq lists its product as uncharacterized. The transcript has a single exon. NCBI's taxonomy places the organism in Eukaryota, Fungi, Ascomycota, Dothideomycetes, Pleosporales, Pleosporaceae. The record is from RefSeq and is a predicted model, not a curated record. The coding region runs from base 1 to 429 and encodes 142 amino acids.